ACGCUGCUGACAGAGUAGCAAAAUAAUGCUUCCCUUCAGAGCCAGCAGGACAUCAGGUCACAUAUGGCUUCUGUCUGAGGGCACAUCAGUCAGACCUGAUAGGUGAUGAUCCAUUGAUUUGCAGCUGGUAUUAUGGUCAUUCAACCAGAUCCAUGGCCCGCCAGUUAGCUUGCAUCUCUAAGGACCCUACCCAGGAGGGGACACAGUACAAUUGCAGGGAGACGGGGGUCAAGUGCAGAUGUUGGGAGAGGUGUUGUGGUCUUGGUGCCAGACCCUGUGCGAGCCACAGAGCUUAUGGUGGCUUUGAAGAAAGUGGCUUGUCUCCAGUGCCCAGGCUGGUGAGAGAGAGAAGUGGGAGUUUCGGCCAGGGAGGACACCAAGCUGGCCGCGCCCUCUGUGGGUGUUCCUUGCAGCACUUGGCAUUGUGAGCAGUGGUGUCAGUUGCGAGGGUCACAGGUGUGGUGUUCCCACAGUUCCUCUGUCCCUGGGCUGUGGGGCCAGCCAGUCUCCCACACGUCACCGGGUCCUUGCUCAGCAGGGCUCCUCGCAGAUCCUGGAGUGAUGGCCAGUCUGAACGUGUCCCUCUCUUUCUUUUUUGCCACCUGUGCCCUCUGUGAGGUGGCGAGGAGAGCAUCCAAAGCCCUUCUCCCGCCGGACACCUACGUCAGUUUUUCCCGGGAGGCAUUGGGCGCUGCCCAGCUGGCAGCCUGCUGCCUAGAGCUGCGUGUGUUGGUGGAACUUGGCCCCUGGGCCGGGGGCUUCGGGCCCGACCUGUUGCUGACCCUGGUCUUCCUGCUCUUUGUGGUGCAUGGGGUCACCUUUGAUGGGGCCUCUGCCAACCCCACUGUGGCCUUACAGGAGUUCCUCAUGGCAGAGGCGUCGCUGCCCAGCACUCUACUGAAAGUGGUGGCCCAGGUGCUGGGCGCUCAGGCUGCCUGUGCCUUGACCCAGCGCUGCUGGACCUGGGAGCUCAGCGAUCUACACAUGCUGCAGAGCCUCAUGUCCGUGCACUGCAGCUCAACCCUGCGCACGUCCAUGUUGCAGGGCACGCUGGUGGAGGGGGCCUGCGCCUUCUUCUUCCAUCUGAGCCUCCUCCGCCUGCAGCACAGCCUUCCUGUCUACAGGGUGCCUGCCCUGGCCCUGCUGGUCACUGUCAUGGCCUACACAGCUGGGCCCUACACAUCUGCCUUCUUCAAUCCUGCCCUGGCCGCCUCUGUGACAUUCCACUGCUCUGGGAACACCUUGCUGGAGUACACCCAUGUGUAUUGCCUGGGCCCUGUGGCAGGGAUGAUCCUGGCUGUCCUACUCCAUCAGGGCCACCUUCCCCGCCUUUUCCAGAGAAAUCUGCUCUACCGGCAGAAAACCAAAUACCGAACUCCCAGAGGGAAGCUGUCCCCGGGUUCUGUGGAUACCCAGAUACCCACAAAGGAGUAUAGUGGCAAAAGUUUGUAGCUUUAUAUACCAGAGCUGUAGCCACUGGGGUCCAGCUGAGCUGUCUUGCUCACAGAAGCGUCAGUCACCUCCUGAAACUUCGGGGCUCCCCUCCAUGGAAACCAUUUAUCAAUAAACAGUUGCUAAGA
This is a messenger RNA of Mesocricetus auratus (golden hamster), 1580 nucleotides long. RefSeq names its product aquaporin-12. Gene Ontology annotation, molecular function: channel activity. Gene Ontology annotation, cellular component: cytoplasm; membrane. The record is from RefSeq and is a predicted model, not a curated record. Gene Ontology annotation, biological process: transmembrane transport. NCBI's taxonomy places the organism in Eukaryota, Metazoa, Chordata, Mammalia, Rodentia, Cricetidae. The transcript is spliced from 3 exons. The coding region runs from base 562 to 1452 and encodes 296 amino acids.